Molecule: messenger RNA, 3783 nt
Organism: Rubroshorea leprosula
Lineage: Eukaryota; Viridiplantae; Streptophyta; Magnoliopsida; Malvales; Dipterocarpaceae
Source: the annotation of a GenBank genome assembly
AAAAUUGAAGUGGUGAAGAGGAUUCAAGAGAGGGGCAUUUUCGAAGGAGGCCUUGGGAUUAAGAGAGCUCCAGCUUGUGGAAUGGUAAUUCCAACAGAAAAUUUAGAGGGUGAAAUUUCUACCAAAGAUGAAAUUUGGGAGCACUUGAUGGGCAAUAAAGUUGGAAUGAUUGGGGUUUGCGGUAUUGGUGGAGUUGGUAAGACUACAAUCAUGAAGCAUGUUAACAAUGAAUUGUUGGAGGGGGACAGGUUUCAGAAAGUGAUUUGGGUUACUGUGUCUUACCCUCUCAAUGUUUGUGAACUACAAAAGAAGAUUGCACUUGCUAUGGACAAAAAACUUCCAGAAGAUGAAGAAGAAAUGAUGCGGGCAGGAAAACUAAUGGAUAUAAUGGGAAGAGUGAGAUUUGUGCUAAUAUUAGAUGAUGUAUGGGAAAAAUUUUCUUUGACUGAUGUUGGAAUCCCAGAACCGACACUUCAGAAUGGUUGCAAAGUAGUUAUCACCAGUAGAUCGGCUGAUGUAUGCAAUUUUAUGGGUUGUGAGAUUGUUAAAGUGCAGCUUCUUUCAUCAGGGGAGUCUUUAAAUCUAUUCCUCAAUAGGGUUGGACGUGAUGCUUUACAAGUUGCAGGAUUGGAAGAAAUUUUGAAGCUUAUUGUGGAGGAAUGUGCCGGUUUACCGCUGGCAAUUGUUGUAAUAGCAGGGUGCAUGAGGGGAGAAAAAGAUAUUAUAGAGUGGAGAAAUGCACUAUAUGAAUUACGCCAGUGUGUAAAUAGUGUGAGAGUUAAGGAGGAUAUGGUAUUUAGGCGGUUAAAAUUUAGUUACGACCGUCUAGGAAGUUUGCGAAUCCAAAAAUGUUUUCUUUAUUGCUCCUUGUUCCGAGAAGAUUAUGAGUUUUCUAGAAAGGAGAUGAUAGAAGGUUGGAUCGAUGAAGGAUUGAUUGAUCAGUCGGGAAGAAGACAAGAAGUUUAUGAUAGGGGUCACGUUUUUUUAAAUAGGUUGGAAAAGAAUUGCUUGUUAGAGAAAACUGUUGAUAGGUUUGCUAAUGAAGUUAGGUUUAAGAUGCAUGAUGUUGUAAGAGACAUGGCUAUCAAAAGCAUUGAUCCUGAAGUUAGAUAUAUGGUCAAAGCUGGUAUGAAAUUGUCAAAGGUACCAAAUGAGCAUGACUGGGCAAUUGAUCUUAACAAGGUGUCUCUAAUGGCCAAUUACAUUUCAGAAAUUCCUGUUGGUUUGACUCCAAAGUGUCCAUUGUUGUCAACUUUGAUAUUGUCAAAUAAUCUUAAUUUGUCAGAGAUUCCCAAUUCCUUUUUUGAAGGUAUGGUUGGGCUUAAGGUUCUUGAUCUUUCUGAUACUGGUAUUGAAGCUUUACCUGAUUCUAUCUCUAACUUGGUGAAUCUCUCUGCACUACGGUUGAGGAAGUGCAAGAUGUUAAAGUACUUGCCUUCCUUAGCAAAGCUCAGGGCAUUGAAGAAGUUGGAUCUGCCUAAGGCAGGGAUUGAGGUGGUCCCUCAAGGCAUGGAGAUGUUGGUUAGUCUUGAACAUCGUGAUUUAUUUUGUCAAAAUUUGAAAGAGAUUCCAACGGCAAUAUUACCUAGCCUUUCCAGUCUCCAGUGCUUGGUUAUCUCAAUUGCUAAAGGGAUGAUAAAUUUAGAAGAGGGUGCUAGAUUGAGCAAGUUGGAGAGUUUGGAAUGUGAAAUGGAGGCCAUACAAGACUUCAACUAUCUUGUCAAUAAGUCUAAAGAUUUUGAAAGUCUUACUGCUUACAAUCUUCAACUGAGAAUAGAUAAACAAGACAUGGUUUAUGUGUCUGGUGAUAAAUAUCAACAUAAGGUUUUAAUUGCUGAAUGUGAGAUUGGAGAAGAAUGUAUAGUGCUUCCAGAUACUCUUGAGGAUUUGUGGAUCGCUAAAUGUAAGAACAUGAAAAACAUGAGAUGCAGCUUAAACAAAAAAGUUUUGUUAGAAAAUGCAACCGAGUUGAGAAGCUGUUCUAUUGAGGAUUGUAAAGGGAUAGAGUGCAUAGUAGAGUUGGACUCAUCCUCUUCCUCGUUGUGUUGUCCAGUACUGGAUAAGCUCGAAAAGUUGACUCUUAACGACUUGCCUAACUUGAGUGUACUUGUGAGAGGAGAAGGAGUAGCAACAUCACCCCAAGCCUUUUCAAAUCUUAAAGAGCUUUUUAUAAGUGAAUGUUCUGGAAUGAGGAAGUUGCUUUCACUUGAGCUACUACAGGGCCUCCAAAACUUAGAGGUGUUGCAUGUUUGCAAUUGCAAACAAACGGAGGAGAUAAUAGCCUCAUCAGAUUUAAAUGCAUCAUCAUCGGAUAAAUUUACUUUCACUUGUCCUAAAUUAAGGCGAUUCUUCUUGGAGGAUUUACCCCAAUUAAAGAGCAUCUGCAAUGACAAAGGAGUUAUGGUUUGUGAUUCUAUUGAAGAAAUUUCGAUAGACGAAUGUCCAGAGUUAAAGAGGAUCCCUGUGCAGCUUCCACUGCUUGAUAAUGGCCAACCAUCUCCUCCUCCUCGUCUCAGAGAAAUCAAAAUUUUUAAAGAGUCGAAAGAAUGGUGGGAAUCAGUGGUGGAGUGGGAUCAUCCUAACGCUAAGAACAUACUCCAACCUUUCUUGAAAUUUAUUGAAUGGAGCGGAGUUGCUGACAAAUAUUCAAUUUUUCAGAAUUUUGCAAUAAACAAGUCACGUGUGAGCCCAAUAACACGUGCCAAUAAAACCCCUUCUUUCGGUACUCCACAACGGGAACAAAGCCAAAAAUGCGUCUGAUGUGGGAAGCCUAUGUAUUGUGGAGGAGAUGAGAUUGAGAUGCAUACACCUUCAUCCUCUGCUCUAUCGUGUUAUCUCAUAAACUUCAACUAUGAUUUUUUCUCAAGCAAAGGCAACUUCUCUUAUCGGAACAGCAAAGCAAAAGAAAGAGGGACUGGACUCACCCACUGCCAGUAGUCUUUGAUUUCAUUGACAAUAAUGUUUGAUUUUUUUUUUUUUUACCAGUUUAUGUGUUUUUUUAAUUGUAUUGGAUGAACUUUGUUUUGUUUCUUUUGGUAAUUUGUUUGUGUUGUAAGUUGUUAAGCAGGUCAUGUUAUGGGAUUUCUACUCUUGUUUCUUUGGUGCUUCAUUGCUCCAUAUAUUCAAUCUGUUAUCAAUUUGAAAUCUUAAAUUUUUGUAAUAUGUACCUUUCAUAUUUGCUUUGCUGACUUGACCACUGGAGAGCAUUUCGACAAAACUCCACUGCUUUUUUCCACUCUUGCAGAUUGAAGUGAACAGCAAAGGAAGUUCUUGUCUAGGAAUCCAUAACAGAAAAGUACUCAGCUAUCAUAAAUCCUUAAUUUCAGCACAAUCGGUAGGUAAUUGACAGGAAGAGAUCAAGGCUCUGGUCUCUGAUGAACUCCAAGUGGUUUCCUAUAAGUAGCUGAGUCUCAACCUUUAGGUGUCACGAAAUGUUGCAAAGAGGUGAACAUCUUUCCUCUUCAAGAAUGCAGUUAAAGUUCACAUUCACAAGCCACAAGAAUUGAGACACAAACUCAUGAUUGUUGAUGAAUUCUUUUGCUACCAUAAAUGGAAUUUUUUGAAUUCUAUAGCAAAGCAGUAAUGUGAUAAUCUCUUCUCUGAAUUUCUUGCAUAAGCUAACCAAGAAUUUGAUGGCAAUAGCUCAGUUCAGGCAUAGAGUGUUCAAGGAUGCAUUGCAAAGUAUUAUGAGCUGUGCAUUCUGGAGUGCUGAAUUUUAGUUGCUGAACAGGAAACAAUCUUUGUAGAUUGAAUUGAAGUGAACAACAAAGGGAGUUCCUGUCU